AUGCAUUCCACCAACCUCCUGCUCGAGGAGCCCAUCCGGAUGGCCUCCAUCCUGGAGCCCUCCAAGCCUAGCUUCUUCCCGGCGAUGACCAAGAUCGUCGGCACGCUUGGCCCCAAGUCGCGCUCCGUCGACACCAUCUCCGCCUGCCUCAAGGCCGGCAUGUCCGUCGCGCGGUUCGAUUUCUCGUGGGGGGACGCGGCGUACCACCAGGAGACGCUGGAGAACCUCAAGCUCGCCAUCAAGUCCACCAAGAAGCUCUGCGCUGUCAUGCUCGACACCGUGGGCCCGGAGCUGCAGGUGGUGAACAAGAACGAGACCCCGAUCUCCCUCGAGGAGAAUGGCACGGUCGUUCUCACCCCUCACCGCGGCCAAGAAGCCUCCUCCAGCUUGCUGCCCAUCAACUUCUCUGGACUCGCCAAGGCGGUGACACCAGGGGCAACAUUAUUCGUGGGGCAAUACUUGUUCACUGGCAGUGAGACUACUUCAGUUUGGUUGGAGGUUUCUGAAGUUACAGGAGAUGAUGUGGUCUGUAUAAUCAAGAACACAGCCACCUUGGCUGGGUUACUGUUCACACUGCACUGCUCCCAGAUUCACAUUGACUUGCCCACCCUGUCUGAUGAGGAUAAGGAUGUUAUCAGAAAAUGGGGUACUCCGAAUAAGAUUGACUUCCUUUCUCUGUCUUACACUAGACACGCAGAGGAUGUGAGGCAGGCACGGGAGUUCCUGUCAAAAUUGGGUGAUCUAAGCCAAACUCUGAUUUUUGCCAAAAUUGAGAAUGUUGAGGGCUUGAACCAUUUUGAUGAAAUACUGGCUGAGGCAGAUGGUAUCAUUUUGUCAAGGGGGAACCUUGGAAUUGAUCUUCCACCUGAGAAGGCCUUUUUGUUUCAAAAAUCUGCUCUUCACAAGUGCAACAUGGCUGGAAAGCCUGCUGUUGUCACUCGUGUUGUGGACAGUAUGACCGACAACCUCAGGCCUACUCGGGCGGAGGCAACUGAUGUGGCAAAUGCAGUACUUGAUGGGAGUGAUGCCAUUCUCCUUGGUGCUGAGACUCUCCGAGGUUUAUAUCCAGUUGAGACUAUUUCAACUGUGGGCAGAAUUUGUGCUGAGGCUGAGAAGGUCUUCAACCAAGAUUUAUACUUCAAGCGAACUGUGAAAUAUGUGGGAGAACCCAUGACCCACUUGGAGUCCAUUGCUUCCUCAGCGGUGCGAGCUGCUAUCAAAGUUAAGGCUUCGGUGAUCAUUUGCUUCACCUCUUCUGGACGGGCUGCAAGGCUCAUCGCCAAGUACAGGCCCAGCAUGCCUGUUCUUUCUGUUGUCAUUCCUCGUCUGAAGACAAACCAACUGAAAUGGAGCUUCACUGGUGCUUUUGAGGCAAGACAAUCACUGAUAGUUAGAGGCCUCUUUCCGAUGCUUGCUGAUCCUCGGCAUCCAGCUGAAUCAACCAGCUCUACAAAUGAGUCAGUUCUAAAGGUUGCUCUAGACCAUGGCAAAGCCUCUGGUGUGAUCAAGUCCCAUGACCGUGUCGUUGUUUGCCAGAAAGUGGGAGAUUCAUCAAUUGUGAAGAUCAUUGAGCUGGAUGACUAG
Miscanthus lutarioriparius is the source of this 1584-nucleotide messenger RNA. NCBI's taxonomy places the organism in Eukaryota, Viridiplantae, Streptophyta, Magnoliopsida, Poales, Poaceae. The record is from the annotation of a GenBank genome assembly.